CUCAAAUCGCUCUCUCCAUAGAGUAAAGACUGAAUCUUAGUAGUUAACGUUUGCAGACUAUUCGAUUAAACGCUGUCAUUUAUUCGAGUUCUUUAAAAUGCUCUUUACCUGAAUUAACCUAAGAAACUCAAAAUGUCUGAACGCAAAGUCCUUAAUAAAUACUAUCCUCCGGAUUUCGAUCCAUCAAAACUUCCUCGAUUAAAGUUAGCUAGAGACCGGCAGUAUGUCGUUCGACUUAUGGCUCCGUGCAACAUGAAGUGCACAACUUGCGGCGAGUAUAUCUAUAAGGGCAAAAAAUUCAAUGCACGAAAGGAAACUGUUCAAGGAGAGGAGUACCUUGGUAUUAAAAUAUUCCGUUUCUAUAUUCGGUGUCCGCGGUGUCUUGCCGAGAUCACCUUUAAAACAAACCCUAAAGAGGGCGAUUAUGACCUUGAGCAUGGAUCUACAAGAAACUUUCAGGCAUUACAAACCGCGGAGAAACUAGAAGAGGCAGCGCGUCUUGCAGAAGAGGAAGACGAAAAGAACAAUCCAAUGAAACUGCUUGAAAAACGUACAAUGCAGUCCCGUGUAGAAAUGGAGCGAAUAGAAGAGCUCGAGGAACUUAAAGAGCUUAAUGAACGGCAGGCCACGGUUGAUUUUGAAGGAAUGCUUAACAAAAAACAGUUGCAGCAAAAAGAAACAGAACAGGAACGGAUUUUGAGGGAAAAUCGUGAAGUUGAACACGAACUUGAACAGUUUCUUAUGGAGAAAGGCAUCGAAAAUCGUGAUGGUGUCUUAUACAAGCGAGUUCGAGACAUAGACUCUGACGAAGAAGAGGAACGGCUAAAAAAGAUCCCAAAAGAGGAUCCAAUGAAGUCUACCAAGUCAAUACGACAGUCCGAGAUAAACAAACUUCGAGGACUUGUUCGAGUUAAGAAAGUCAUUAAUAACAAUAAUAACAAAGCUGAAUCGAGUGCGGGGGCUGCAAGUAUGGACCAAAUGACAAUAGCUCGACAAUCGAGCUCCGGCGGGGGCGGCCUUAGUUUAUUAGCAGCCUACAAUGACUCUGAUGGCAAUUCCGAUAACGAUUAAAAUGUUAAAUCAGAAAUACUCUACGCUGAUUCUGCCAUCAUUGACCGGCUUUAAUAAACUGUACCAUGCCACAAUGCUAGCUAAGGCUAGCGUUUGUUAACCAACUGAUUGUUUUCUUGUAUGGAAACUUGUAGUAGCCAGUCACCAAGCAAGCAAGGGUUAACAAUGAAUGUGAAUUCAGAGUUUGCUAUAUAUGGAAUUGCCGGAAUGAUUUCCUCUGUUAUUAUGCAUAAAGCAAAAGCUGUAACUUCUAUGAUGAUGUAUAUAUAAACAUAUAUAUCUGAGUGUAAUCUUUAAAGCAAGCUUAUUUGAUGUAUAGAGGUGUCCUAUCUUGUACAUACGUUAUAAUUAUAACACACGUGUCACAUACAUGGCAAUA
Molecule: messenger RNA, 1450 nt
Organism: Varroa destructor (honeybee mite)
Lineage: Eukaryota; Metazoa; Arthropoda; Arachnida; Mesostigmata; Varroidae
Product: splicing factor YJU2-like
Biological process (GO): mRNA splicing, via spliceosome
Cellular component (GO): U2-type catalytic step 1 spliceosome
Source: RefSeq, a predicted model, not a curated record